AUGGAAAGCAAGAAGCUCAUUGUCGGUGUCGACUACGGAACGACGUACUCUGGCGUCAGCUGGGUUUGGUCCACUGCUACCGGUAUAGAGGAUGUUCAGCUCAUCGGUGAAUGGGGUACAGCAGAGAGGACCACUGGAAAGGCAGGUUUCGAGAGACUUGUUCCAUCCAGAAUUGCUUACUCGCCUGAAAUCAGCUGGGGCUAUGUCAUCGACCCUGACGCUACAGUGUAUUGCUGGUCCAAACUUCUUCUGGACAGAUAUGCCCAGCCAUCUGACUUUGAUGACCCUUCGUUGACAGACGUUGAUGGCCCUGGCCUGCUAAUCACUCCUCCGGGAAAGACACCAGAAGAUGUGGUGACAGAUUUCCUAACUCAACUCUACCAACACGUCAUGGAGCGCCUGGCAAGCAAGAUAAAUGAGUCUAUCCUCUCUGUCACCCCAAUAGAGUUUUGGUUCACUAUUCCAGCCCUGUGGAGCAUCAGAGCAGAGAAUUCUACAAGGGAUGCUGCCGUGAAAGCGGGUUUUGGCUCUCGUCCAAAGGAUAAUAUUCACUUGAUCCGCGAGCCAGAAGCAGCGGUAAUUUGUUGCCUGAACGAAAUGACCAAGGACGGAGGGAAUGAGCUCGUCAAGGUUGGCGACGGAGUUAUUGUAUGCGACUGUGGCGGUGGCACUGUGGACCUCACAUCAUAUGCAGUUCAAGUCGCACACCCAAAACCUAGCUUGAGUCAGGCAUGUGUUGGUGAAGGCGGAAAAUGCGGUUCUACAACAAUCGAUCGGGCUCUACACAGGCUCAUGGCCUCCCGUUUUGGAUCGGCUUUUACAGAUUUACCUUACGAGAUGAAGAGUGGAAGCUCGAGUUUUAUGCUACAAUUUGAGUCAGCUAAGCGUGACUUUGGCGUUUCGAAAGUUGCAUCGCGGAAGUAUAGGUUCACUCUCAACAUUGGUGCUUCACAAUCUGAGUGGUAUGACGCAAGAAGGGGUGAGAUAAUAAUCACCACCGACGACAUGAAGAGCCUUUUUGAUCCUGUAGUUCAGCAGAUCAUCGGCCUAUUGGAACAACAACUCAAAGCAUCGAAAUCGGAGAGCAACCUGGAUAUCAAGACCAUAUGUGUAGUCGGCGGCUUCGGGGAAUCUGUCUACCUGUUCAACAAACUUUUAGAAUGGUGCCCGUCCGGCAUAGAGCUCAUCAAUCCCACCAAAUCAUGGGAAGCAAUCUGCAUCGGCGCCGCCCUGCGUGGCCUCGAUGGUCCAACCGUGAUCAAGAAAAAGUGCCGUCGCCACAUAGGCAUCGGUAUCUCGAAGCCAUUUCGCGAAGGCAUUGAUAGUGCUGAUGAUGCCUUCCACGAUCUUUUUGAUAAUGAGAAACUAGCACGUGGUCAUGUCGACUGGUUGGUCAAUCGAGGCGAGAUCAUCACCCCCGAGACCGUCGUCAUUCGCAGCUACGUUAUGGCUUUUCUUGUCGAUGGUGAGAAAAAAUGGCAACAAAACUUGUAUGAAAGUACCAUGGCAGUUGCCCCAGAGAAACUGACCCAUCAUUCUGUGAGGAAAGCGGGAGAGCUUCAGGUAGAUCUCACGAGCGUACCACUCGAACAAUUCGACCACAAAGACAUAAGCUCUCCCUUCUCAUGGAAGAAGCUGAAAGUAUACAGGAUCGACUUCCAAGUGGCUAUGGUCGUCGAGGAUGAUUUGGGGUAUAUUUAUUUCCGUGCAGUUUGUAAUGGAAAGCAGGUAGGCGAGGCAAGAUUGAAGUUCGGGCAAGAGCAGACGUAA
Messenger RNA from Pochonia chlamydosporia 170, 1770 nucleotides. RefSeq lists its product as hypothetical. The coding region runs from base 1 to 1770 and encodes 589 amino acids. The record is from RefSeq and is a predicted model, not a curated record. The transcript has 10 exons. NCBI's taxonomy places the organism in Eukaryota, Fungi, Ascomycota, Sordariomycetes, Hypocreales, Clavicipitaceae.